GGCGCGCCGAGCUCGCGGCGGGACAGAGCGCCAGGCGUCGUGGUGAGGAUGGCCACGCUGCGCAGACUGCGAGAGACGCCUCGGCACUUACUGGUCUGCGAGAAAUCCAACUUCGGCCACGACAAGUCGCGCCACCGGCAUCUUGUGGAGACGCACUAUCAUAACUACCGGGUUUCAUUUUUCAUUCCUGAAUGUGGGGUGCUACCGAAAGAACUGAAAAGCCUGGUCAUGGAAACUGGACCCUAUUACUUUGUGAAGAAUUUGCCUCUUCAUGAAUUAAUAACACAGGAGUUCAUCAACACCUUUGUAAAGAAAGGCUCGUGCUAUGCACUCACAUACAAUACCAAUAUUGAUGAGGAUAACACUGUUGCCCUGCUACCAAAUGGGAAGUUAAUUUUAUCACUGGAUAAAGACACUUAUGUAGAAACUGGACUUCAUGGUUGUCCAUCUCGGUAUUCUGGCAAAAAAGCCAUGAAGUUUAUUGUUUCCAUUGAUUUGAUGGAUUUAUCCUCUAACCCAGAUUCUAAGAAGUAUGAAAGAGUAUCUUGGUCCUUAAAGAAGCCAUUGAAAUUUGAUUUUCUUUUGGCGUGGCAUCAUACAGGUACAGAAGAAUCAACGAUGAUGUCAUACUUCUCCAAAUACCAGAUUCAGGAGCACUGGCCAAAAGUAGCCCUGAGUACAGUGAGAGAUGUGCAGUGCCCAGUGCUGCAGAGCAGUGAGCUCGGGGGACAGCCAGAGACAUCCUGCAGCGCCCCGGAGCUCUUCGACUGGCUGGGUGCUGUCUUCUGUAAUGCCGACUUAAAUAACGAGCCUAAUAAUUUCAUAUCAACCUAUUGCUGUCCUCAGCCGAGCACAGUGGUGGCCACAGCUUACUUGUGUACAAUCACUGGCUUCAUACUUCCGGAGAAGAUUGGUGUCCUCCUGGAACAACUGAGUCACUACUUCGAUGAACCAAAGUUAUCUCCAUGGGCUAUUGUUCAAGGCUUUGCAUACAGCCCCGUUUCCUGGAGGGAGAAUGAACAUGGUUUUCAUAGAGGAGGAAAACAUUUGUACAACUUCGUGAUUUUUAAUAACCAGGACUGUUGGCUUCAGAUGGCUGUUGGAGCACAUGAUGACUGUCUACCAUGAGAAAUGCAGAAUUGAAAAUCACGUUUGUUUAUCAGUGCUUGUUUUCAGAUUAACUGUAAAGGGCUGUGUGUGCACUCAGGCCUGUAUAGCGAUGACAUUCUCAGCUUGACAUUAGCUUGCCUUCUGCUCUGCGGUGGGGUCAUCUAUGUGGGCAGCUGGGCCAGCUGUCUGUCACUAGCUCAUGGCUGAUUUCUCUCCAUCAUUGCAAGCACAGGGUUGUGCUUCCUGCACUGUAGCAUAAGCUGGAAUGGCAAAGACCAAGGGUGUUGGACCAUUCAGUGAGGGGUGUGCUGUUGAUCAUUACACCUUCUUUACAUAAUGAAAAGAAGUC
Molecule: messenger RNA, 1459 nt
Organism: Castor canadensis (American beaver)
Lineage: Eukaryota; Metazoa; Chordata; Mammalia; Rodentia; Castoridae
Source: RefSeq, a predicted model, not a curated record